Messenger RNA from Procambarus clarkii (red swamp crayfish), 645 nucleotides. RefSeq lists its product as uncharacterized. The record is from RefSeq and is a predicted model, not a curated record. Lineage: Eukaryota; Metazoa; Arthropoda; Malacostraca; Decapoda; Cambaridae.
AUGACUGAUUACGGACUCAACGACAAUGAGAACAAGGAUGGCUACUUAGAUAAUGAGAACGAUAAAGCGAAGGAGAAAGCGGAUCCUCAAGAAGCAGCAACGGCUUCAGAUGAAGGAACAGGAGUCUGUGAAGGAGCAGCAGCAGCAGCAACAGCAACACCAACAGCAAGGGAACAAGCACAAGGAGGCCGUCUAGAAGAAGCAACAGCAAGGGAACAAGCAGGAGGAGGCUUUCUAGAAGAAACAACAGCAAGGGAACAAGCAGGAGGAGGCUUUCUAGAAGAAGCAACAGCAUGGGAACAAGCAGAAGGAGGUCGUCUAGAAGAAGCAACAGCAAGGGAACAAGCAGGAGGAGGCUUUCUAGAAGAAGCAACAGCAUGGGAGCAAGCAGAAGGAGGCCGUCUAGAAGAAGCAACAGCAAGGGAACAAGCAGAAGGAGGCCGUCUAGAAGAAGCAACAGCAUGGGAACAAGCAGAAGGAGGCCGUCUAGAAGAAGCAACAGCAAGGGAACAAGCAGAAGGAGGCGGUCUAGAAGAAGCAACAGCAAGGGAACAAGCAGAAAGAGGCUGUCUAGAAGAAGCAACAGCAGCACGUAAACGAGCAAGAAGAGGCCUUCAAGCAGAAUCUACAGCAACUGAUGAAUGA